AUUAGAAAUGGGAGAACAAUUAGUAAACACCUGUGUGCAUUUGGAAAUUAUAUUUAAAUUUAUUGUGAACCUUUUUCUAAAUGUUUCUAUAGCCCAGUUUAGGAAGGAUUACUUGACAGCCAUAAGAAGAGAGAAAAGUAAAGCAUUGCGUAAAAAGGUUAUGGAAAAAACUGAAAAGAAAAAAGGAGUUAAAACAAUUGAUAUGAAUUUUCUUAUGACUGACACAUCUGAAAAUAAAAUUGUCUCACACCUUGGACUAAAAUCUAUGUCAUUACAGAAUGAAAAAUUCUAUUUAGAAUUCACAAAGAAAGAUUUGAUUAAAAUCUUGAAAGCAUAUGGAGUGAGUUUAUCAAUGAGUAAGAAAAAACCAGAAUUGGGACAAGUAUUGGCUGAAAAGUUGAAUGAGAAUAGUGCUAUGCCAAAUUAUUGCAUUUUCAAAGAUUCUAGUACAUGUACAGACAAAGAGAUACAUCAUCCUGAUACAAUUGUUGAAAUGCCAGAAACAGAAAUAAGUGUACCCAGUGCAACAGUUACAGUGUCUAAUAAAAGUAUGACACAAUCUCAAGAAGAUGCACAAAUACAUGUACACCAAGAUAACACAACUGAAACUACAACUCAUUUACCUUCUCGGAGUGUUGUUACUGAACCUGACAGUGCAAGUGUUUUUGUCACAACUGAUUGCACCACCCAAGCAAGUUUAUCAAAGAGGAAAGGUAAUAAGAAAACUACAAGAAAGCAAACAAGUAAAGCCAAAGGUAGACAGGGGAAAAGGGGUAUAGGAAGAAAGUUGAAACAAACAACACCACUUCCAGAUUCCUCAGAUGAGAAUUGUGGUAUUUGUGGAAAACCUGAAAAAUCUGAGGAGGACUGGAUUUGCUGUGAUAUAUGCUCUAUUUGGUAUCAUAGAGACUGUGUCGGAUUAGAAGAUGAAACCAGUUGGCUGACGUGUUCCAAUCCAGAUGCUGUAUAUAAUUGUCCAAUGUGUGUUUAGUUAGACAAAUGUCAUGAAUGGCUCGCUACAUGUCUCCUUGGAAGUUCCAGUUGUAUAGAUGUUUGUCGUGGUACAGUUUGACAGUCCACCUGUAUUUGAUUUUCUUGAUAUUGAACCUUCACCAAGUAUAAUAGUGUUCAUGGUUCUACUGUAUGUUAGGUUCAUGCUGCACUCUUUUUUUAUACGUUUGGAGUAAACACUUGGACGGAAGAACCAUAAAUCCACUUUUUGCAAGAUCUUCAUAUGCACGAGGAGAACGACAGUAAAUUGAUAGACACAUUCUGAUGAUAUCUUUAUCCCAGCGCCUAGCAUGAGGAUUUAAAUUAACAAACUGAGUUUGUGAUAAUAAAAAAGAUUGUGCUUUUUCUGGAAAACCACCUAAAAAUUGUUUUAAUUGUAACAAAUUAUAGUUAUUUACUGGUAAAUCAUCACAUGGUUUCUGUAAAGUCUUGUUGUCAUUUUGAAAAUCAUUGUCAUUAUUUUUGUUCUUAAAUUUCCUGCAUACCGCACAUACAUUUAAUUUUGAUUGAAACGGAACAACACCUUUGCAGUUUUUAGAUCUGUAUUUAAAUAUCGAAUCAUGACUGGUAUCUGCACGAUUUUCUCUCAGCGCAUUUUCUGGUAAAUCAAUGAUGUUGUUGAUUUCAGAUUCAUCAACCCCAGAACAGAUUAUAAAGUUUUUAGCUAAGUCAAUUAUGCACUUAAUACUUUCUUUAGACAAUUCAAAUGUGUCAGAUAUUUUUAAAUCAUCAAGAAAAACCUUUUUACCUGAAAUUGUUACAUUCCAUAUUCCAGAGGAAUGAAAAGUAAUUUCUGUUAAAAUUCUGUUGCCAUUGACUAAACAACCAUUAAAGUGUCCUAAUGUUAUUGCAUGGUCAGUUUUACUUAUUAAAAUGGUAUUUUAUUGAAUCAUAUUUGAAAUGUGUUGAAAUUUAAAUUCAUCUUCUUUUGAAACUGGAAUCUUCCAGGCAAGUCCAUAAUAAACUUUGGUGAAUUUUUUAUAAUUAUUUGUACAUCGCUUUGUUUUAGCCACACAAUUCAUAAACAUUGGAAUUUUUCUUAUGAUUCUUCCAAUUUCAUGGGUGGAAAAUUCCAAAUUUCUUUGUUGUAUUUCAUACAGUUCAAUAGAUGAGUUCUCAUCUUGAAAGAUAUUCUCUGUCAGCCUAAAAAAAUAUAUUCUUUGAAUUACAAAGUGUUGUUUUUGUAGCCUUAAACAUUUGUUUUUGCCUUAAAUAUGUCUUGUUUUUGUUAUUUUUGUUCCUGAGUUACUGUCUCGUUGAUGCAUACCCAACAUCUUCUUUUAUUCAUACAUUAUGGUACUAGAUUUUCAAGCAACAGUUUUUUUUGCAAGGAUGUAUGCAUAAGUAAUAUAAAUCCCAUAAAA
Messenger RNA from Mytilus trossulus (common blue mussel), 2375 nucleotides. RefSeq lists its product as uncharacterized. The record is from RefSeq and is a predicted model, not a curated record. The coding region runs from base 8 to 991 and encodes 327 amino acids. The transcript is spliced from 3 exons. NCBI's taxonomy places the organism in Eukaryota, Metazoa, Mollusca, Bivalvia, Mytilida, Mytilidae.